GUUCCGGUUUACAUGAGCAAAACGGAUACAAGCUGAUACAAGCUGCAUGAAAAAGCAAACGUUUCGUGUAUGUUAAGGACUGGAAGCUUUUACUGAGCGAUUUUAAUCCAUAGUGUAUCAGAGGAAUGUACGAAUUUGCACUAUUUAUAUUAAUUAUUUACCUCAUCAAGUGAGCAUAGCUGACGAUAUUUAUCUGUAACGUUAAUCAGUGGUGUUUGUUAUAGCUAACGUUAACGUAACUUACGUAGAUGUCUGCCACUAGCACAGUCACAGAAGAUGUCCCAAAAUCAGAGGAACAGCUCGACAGAAGCUCGGAUAAUUUAACGUUAGACUGCUCUAGUCAAGCUGAAUCGCCUCUCCAAGGUCUGAAAUUGGCAUCACACGAAGUACUCGAAAGAGCACAAACGCACGGCAGGAUAAAGUGUUCUAAAUGUGGUGGUUCAAGGAUGUUCUUCUGCUACACGUGUUUCACUUUAGUCGGUGUGAACCAGCAGGAAAUUCCCUUAAUUAAGCUCCCGGUCAGAAUUGACAUAAUCAAACACCCCAAUGAAACUGAUGGAAAGAGCACUGCGGUACAUGCCAGACUCAUCGCUCCCGACGAUGUCAACAUUUACACUUACCCUUGCAUACCGGAGCUGGAUGGUGAUGUGCACAAGGCAGUUUUGGUUUUCCCUGGACCUGACUCAGUGACUCUUGAAGAGAUGUCGGAGCAUCUAAAUGACAUAAGAACAAACUCAUCUGAUGAAGCAAGAGUAAAGAGACAGAAGAUCACAGAAGAGACGGAAGACGAAGUAAAUCCACAGUCCUGUCCUCUAGAAAGAGUCAUCUUCAUCGACAGCACAUGGAACCAGACUACCAGAAUAAUCACAGAUGAACGACUCGAACCUCUGCUACGGGUUGAGUUGAAGACAAGGAAAACCUGUUUCUGGCGUCAUCAGCGAGGCUCACCAGACACAUAUCUUGCUACAAUAGAGGCUAUUUAUUACUUCCUUAAAGACUAUCAUACUCUGUGCCUCCGGAAGGAGUACAGUGGUGAAUAUGACAACCUUCUCUUUUUUUACUCCUACCUCCAUAAAAUUAUCAACAAAGCAAAAGUAUCUGCUGGAAAAAUAUAAUGAGCAUUGAACAGCUGGACAUUACAGAUAGUCCUCUUGCAAUGCACAUCCUGAUGAUGAUCUCAAAACAUGCCAAUGCACAGUUGGCGUAAGGGACAGCCAAGUGUAUUUACAUUUCAGAACACCAUUACAUCAGUACACUGGUGUCAUUUCUUGUGCAUAAUGGGUAAACACAAAGAGAAUAUUUAACAGAAGUCAUUGUGAAAUACUUUUAUUUACAAAUCAGAAAACUCAUGCAACUCAGUAAAACUUCCAUUGAUUUUAAA
This is a messenger RNA of Alosa sapidissima (American shad), 1381 nucleotides long. It is a transcript of the gene dtwd1, whose product is annotated as DTW domain containing 1. Gene Ontology annotation, molecular function: tRNA-uridine aminocarboxypropyltransferase activity. Gene Ontology annotation, biological process: tRNA modification. The record is from RefSeq and is a predicted model, not a curated record. Lineage: Eukaryota; Metazoa; Chordata; Actinopteri; Clupeiformes; Clupeidae. The transcript has 5 exons. Bases 249 to 1115 code for a protein of 288 amino acids. Gene Ontology annotation, cellular component: nucleus.